AUGGUCCAUCCGGUUCUCUCCAACGAACAGCUAUUGGAGGCGGUGGCUUCAGACCCCCGCUUCUACAACAACACCCAAAACGUCGAAAGUCCUCGUAUUGAUGCCUUGCACACCACGGCAGACAAUGAUCUUUUGGCUCAGAUCGGAUACAAGCCGGAGUUGAAAAGACGGUUUAAUACGAUCCAGGUUUUCGGCGUGGCCUUCUCCAUUAUGGGCUUGCUUCCGUCGAUUGCAACGACGCUUUCCUACGGCAUCACAGCUGGACCUGCUGGUGCCAUUUGGGGAUGGCUUAUUGCUUCUUGUUUUAUUUUAAUUGUCGGUGUGGCCAUGAGUGAAAAUGCCUCGUGCCAGCCUACCUCGGGAGGUCUUUAUUACUGGACAAAUUAUUAUGCUCCGCCCAAGCUCAAGUCGGUGCUUUCUUUUGUUAUCGGCAACACCAACUCGCUUUCGUUGAUUUGCGGUUUCUGCUCCAUCGACUAUGGAUUCGCUCAGGAGCUUCUUUCGGUGGUGGUGAUCGCCAAAGACGGCAAUUUCGAAGUCACCCAGGCGAAAACGUACGGUGUUUUUGCCGCCGGUGUCAUUGUCCACAUGUUUGUGACUUCCAUUUCGUCCAGACACGUUGCAACGUUGCAGACCACCUCGAUCGUGUGGAAUGUCCUUUUGAUUGCCAUUUUCUUCAUCGCCAUGCCCAUAGGCGCCUCCAGAGGCCUGUUCAAACCGGCCUCGUGGGUUUUUGGAAAUUUCGAAAAUAUGACAGAUUUCCCCAUGGGCUGGAACCAGGUCUCCCAGGCAUGGCAGCUGGCUGUGUGGACCAUUGGAGCAUACGACUCGUGUGUCCAUAUGUCUGAGGAGUGUAAGAACGCUACCGUGGCGGUUCCUUUGGGGAUCAUCAGCUCCAUCACGGCGUGCGGUCUUCUUGGGUUUUUCAUUUUGAUUGUGACGUUUUUCUGUGUUCAGACAGACGAUCUUAAUACCAUCAUGGGUACGAAGUACGGUCAGCCCAUGGCGCAAAUCAUCUACGAUGCUUUUGAAACGAAAACCGGCCAGGGCAAGCCCGUGGCUAUUGCUUUCAUGGUUCUCAUCACCAUUGGCCAGUUUCUCAUGGGAGCUUCCAUUUUGACCGCCCUUUCCAGACAGCUUUUCGCCUUUGCCAGAGACAACGGUCUUCCCUUUUCCUGGUGGAUCAAAAAGGUCAACAGGGAGCUUUCCGUUCCAAUCCACGCCGUCAUCACCGGUGCAGCUGUUGCCCUUGUGGUUGGUCUUUUGGUACUUAUCGGCACGACAGCAGCAGCAGCAUUGUUCAGUUUGGGUGUUGCCGGAAACCUUCUUGCAUGGUCGAUGCCUACGACGUUGCGUUUGAUUUACUCAGACAAAUUCACCCCGGGUCCGUUCUAUUUGGGCAAAACCAUGACCCAGGUGAACGGCUGGAUCUCGGUGUUGUUCACGGCGUACGUUUUGAUCAUGGUGAUGUUCCCCAGAGACAGAAACCCAGAUGCAGAAAGUAUGAACUACACUGUGGUGAUUGCACCUGGUGUGUGGCUCUUGUCGCUUAUCUACUACUGGGUUUACGCUAGGAAGGUUUAUCACGGUCCUACCAGAACCACCGAUGUUAUUGAAGGAGAAAGCACUAGUAGCAGUGUGGAGCAGUUGCAGGACGAGCUUCAUGGAAAGCAGCAUGAGGCGUAG
This is a messenger RNA of Candidozyma duobushaemuli, 1686 nucleotides long. RefSeq names its product Uga4p (gene UGA4). Bases 1 to 1686 code for a protein of 561 amino acids. Gene Ontology annotation, biological process: transmembrane transport. Gene Ontology annotation, molecular function: transmembrane transporter activity. The record is from RefSeq and is a predicted model, not a curated record. Gene Ontology annotation, cellular component: membrane. NCBI's taxonomy places the organism in Eukaryota, Fungi, Ascomycota, Pichiomycetes, Serinales, Metschnikowiaceae. The transcript has a single exon.